CGUCUCCACACACACACACAGCCAGGCGGUCAGCCUGCAGAAGACUGAGACUCUCCUCCAGGAAGGUGUCCUGUGUUCUGAGUCCGCACAAUGCCACGAGAAGACUCUCACUUCAAUAACCCCAGGAAGGGGCACAGCUACGACCACGUCACAGCUGAAGAGGCUGCAGGGAUUGGCAUCCUGAUUGUAGUCCUGGGAAUUUCUCUGCUUCUCGGCUGCUGGUAUUGUAGAAGACGAAGUGGAUACCGAACCUUGAUGGACAAAAAGCUUCAUGCUGGAACUAAAAGUACCUUGAUGGAAAGAUGCCCGAGUGAACAAUGCUCAUCUGAGGGUCUUGGUCACCAGGAUAGCCCACUACCUUCUCAGGAAAAGAAUCAUCAGCCUGUGGUUCCCAACGCUCCACCUGCCUACGAGACGCUCUCUUCAAACCAGUCACCACCACCAUACUCACCCUGAGAGCCAGCAAACUGCUAGGAGUGCUGAGCUGACCCCCCUCAUGCUUUUGCCGUAGGCUGGGUAGAUGCUGUGUGCUGCUUUGUUUAGAAUGCCGCUUCAUGUUCAACUCUACUGAGAGGCCAGGGUUAGACUCUUGAUAGGGCAACUAGAGGAACGAUGAGAAAUACUAACCUGGGAAAAGCUUCAAUAAACAUUUAAAUUCAUACUAUCUGUCCCAGCAGGAAUGCUAUUAAACCAUUAAUAACAGUGAUAGUAAUAAUUAUUAUUAUUUUGAGGGGUAGAGUCACAUGGAUGGUCUGGCAGCGUCUAAUUUGUGAAGAAAAAUUAUUUUUUUAAUUUUUAUGUGUGUACCUUUAUGCAUGUGUUUUCACGCCACUGCCUAUUGAAGCCAGAAGCUGUUGGAUUUCCUGGAGCUGGAGUUACAGGUGGCUCUGAGCUGCCUGACCUGGGUGCUGGGAACUCAGCUUGAGUCCUCUGCAGGCGCAGCGAGCAAUGUUUAACAGCUCAGCCACCUCUUCUGACUUUCAGCUGAUUCCUUGAAUGAGAUGCAGCUAACUUGCAAAUUACUACCCAGCUCUUCAAAGCAACCCACUGGCCAGUGUGGCUGUGCAGAGUUGUGGCAGAUGUUAUGCAAUGCUCAGAAAGCAUCCCAUUACAGGUUUAAAAACAAAAACUUAUUUCUCUGAGCUGUUAGGCAGGGAGCUCCGUGGUUUAAAAUGAUCUUCCACUAAUACACUGUAAAGAGUCUCUUUCUCCCCCUCCUCCCCCACCCCUCUCUGUGUGGUGUAUGUAGUUGUGAGACAGGAUCUCUCAUUGAACCUGGAGUUCAUCGAUUUGGCUGAUGGCCAGGGAACCUCACGCACCACCUGACUUCACUGCUCAGGUCUGGAGCUAAGAGUCAUGUGCUGCCAUACCUUGCCUCUAUGCGGUUCUGGGUCCCAAACUCUCAAACUUGUGUGGCAGGCACUUUGCAGACUAAGUCACCUUCUCAGAAGCAAACAAACUAACAAAUAUAUGUAUAUAUGUGUUAAACUAUAAAGUUUAGUUUUUGAGAACUUUAUACAUGAAUACAGUUUACAUCAGUUCUGUCCCUUUUCCUUUCCUAGCCACGUCCUCCCAUGUCCCCACCUCUGUUUUUCUCAAAUUCUGUGUGUAUAUAUGUGUGUUUGUGCAGAUGUACAUAAAACCUACAGAGU
This is a messenger RNA of Meriones unguiculatus (Mongolian gerbil), 1652 nucleotides long. It is a transcript of the gene Mlana, whose product is annotated as melan-A. The transcript has 5 exons. Bases 91 to 456 code for a protein of 121 amino acids. NCBI's taxonomy places the organism in Eukaryota, Metazoa, Chordata, Mammalia, Rodentia, Muridae. The record is from RefSeq and is a predicted model, not a curated record. Gene Ontology annotation, cellular component: melanosome; trans-Golgi network; endoplasmic reticulum membrane.